Molecule: messenger RNA, 6677 nt
Organism: Drosophila sulfurigaster albostrigata
Lineage: Eukaryota; Metazoa; Arthropoda; Insecta; Diptera; Drosophilidae
Gene: Dop2R
Product: dopamine D2-like receptor
Exons: 11
Coding region: 1047-3959 (970 amino acids)
Biological process (GO): adenylate cyclase-activating adrenergic receptor signaling pathway
Cellular component (GO): membrane
Molecular function (GO): dopamine neurotransmitter receptor activity, coupled via Gi/Go; G protein-coupled receptor activity
Source: RefSeq, a predicted model, not a curated record
CUGAUUCGACAGUUGGUUAUGAAAUCUGAACGUGUUCGCACGUGCCGCACGGAGCACGCAGCAGCAGCCAACCAGCCAUUAAAAUCAAAAUCAAGCAAACAUCACAAACUCUCUCUCUCAGUCUCUCCCACAACCACAACAACAACAACAACAAAAUUCAGCAAACAAAAAACAAAAAAAAAACAAUAAACUCGAACAACAUUAAUCAAAAUUGAAAACCAAUAACCGAAAAAUAAAUACUUUGACUAACCAAAAAAAUUCUCAAAAUCAAAACCAAUAAAAUAACAAAACCAAAAUAUAUAUACUCAAAAGUGUUUCGACAAACAAAUUUCUGUGUGAUUUCAAAAUUAUCAAUUUCUGCAGUUUCCAGUUUCUCAGUUUCAUCGAAAACUCAAAUCGCAAAUCAAGAAUCAACUUCGAAUAUCAACUCCAUCACGCUGCGUGCAAUGUUUUUUUGUUGUCUUAAUACAAUCAAUCUAGUAUAUUAUUCAAAAUAAACCGUCGGCAAUUAAACAUACUUUUUUUUAUCGUGUUUGGUUGAGGUUUUUUUUUUGUUUUUGUUUUUUUUUUUUGCUUCAAUAUAUAUAUAUUGAUAAGUGUAAAUGUGCAUAUAAUUUAUAUAAAUAUUGAAAUAAUAAGCCGCAAAAGAAAUAGAAUAAAAAAUCUAAAAAGUAAAAUUGAAAUUGAAAUUGUCCGCGACUCAAAAGUGCGAAAAGCGAAAGCGAAAGGCAAAAGGAAACAAAGUUUGAGAAAAGAGAUCAAUGCAAACUCGAGUAAAAUUCCAAAGCGCGCAAUACUAAAUACUUUGGAAUUUACUCACUUUGGAUUGAUCAUCACGUAGAUAGCAACGAGAGUGAAAGAAAGCAAUUCAGUGAUUUGCAGCGCGAUGCAGGCGAUGCUUUGCCUUGUCGCAACUCGUGCGGCGUGCAACACGCCCCUGGCACAGCCGCACUAGUGGGGCAAGGGCAAGGACAAGGGCGAGGCCAGAGAACGAGAGCGAGAGAGCGGUUGUGACGGUUUGUUAGCCCCAGCAAAAAGGACCUAGCAUGGCUGCGGUGGCAGCCCCAACCGCAGCGGCGCUGUCUGCCACAGCAGCAGCAGCAGCAGCAACGGCAGCAACAACAACAGCAGCAGCAGCAGCAACUGUGGCAGCAGCAGCAGCAACAACUGGUGCAACAAUUGCGAGAGCCUCGACAACAACGUUGGCCGGAAAGUUGCUUGGCCAUUUGCAGAACCGUACAGCCGAGCUGAAUGUGGAGGAUAUUGGCAUUGCGCUGGCAGAGAGCAGCGGCAGAGUCCGCGUCAGAGGCGUUGGCGUUGGCCGAGGCGGUGGCAGCGACCGCGUCCCUGGCGAUGAUGAUGCUGCUGACGAUGAUGAUGUUGGCAUCGGCGUCGUCGUUGGCGGGGGAGAAGGCACCGACGACAGUGUGGAUGUUGUUAGCUCCUCGACGCCAAACAGUUAUCUGUCCCUUUACGAUGAGGUGGCCAGCGCCCUAGAUGAGACGCAGGCGGUCGAGGAGGAUGAGGCGGCAGCGGCUGGCUAUGCGUUGAUCGAUGACAUUAGCGAAUGGCUGCUGAGUGCUGCCGGUGGCAACAACCUGACCAUCAGUGCAGGCACAACGCCAACAUCCGUUGGCAACAGCGGCAGCAGUAGUUUAAGUAGUUUAAGCAACAGUGGCACCAGCUCAAAUGACACUCUCAGCUGGCUGUCACUGGACAUCGCCGAGAUGCAGAACACAACGCUCUCGAGUGCGAGUGCGAGUGCGAGUGCAAGUGGGAGUGGCAAUAGCAGCAGCCUUUAUGCGCUGCGCAACUUUGUCGAGCAGCAAUUGAAUGGCGGCGGCGACACGUCGCAGGACACACAGGACAUUGCGCUGAUUGAUAGUGCCGAGGAGAGCGCUCUAGAGAAUGUCGCCGAUGGCGAAACGGAUUACGGCAUUCUCGGUAGCUUCAAUGCGGCAGCCGAGGAAGCGGCAGCGGCGGCGGGGGCGGCGGCUGGCAGCGAUGUCGAACUCCUGCGGCGCACAGCAACGAGACUAACAAAUCGAACGACAGUCACAUCCAGCUACGAUGCGGAUGCCGUUUGGUUGGCGCAGGGCGCAGCAAACGCUGCCAGUGGCAGCGACUCAUCGGGUGGCGCUGGAGCUGGGAUAGCGGGAACGGGAACGGGAACGGGCACUGGCACCGGUGGCAGCUCGUUUAUGCUGCUGCUGGAGAACUUUAACGAUUAUUUUCCUAACUAUAAUGGUAGCACGGUUUCGGGCACAACAGUCGGCACUUCAACGGCCAGCAGCGUUCUCCUCGAUCAGAAUCUGACGAGUUUGUACAUUGAGAACUAUCGAACCAAUUGCACGAAUGCAACGCUCAAUCUAACAACGGAAUCCUGUCACGAACUCCGAGUGGUGGACCACAAUUAUUGGGCGCUGAUAUUGAUAUUGUUUCCAAUCCUAACGCUAUUCGGCAACAUUCUGGUCAUCCUCUCCGUUUGUCGUGAGCGGUCGCUGCAAACAGUUACGAAUUAUUUUAUAGUAUCAUUAGCCAUAGCAGAUCUGCUGGUCGCCGUAGUCGUAAUGCCGUUUGCUGUUUAUUUUCUGGUGAAUGGUGCAUGGGCCUUGCCUAAUGUUGUUUGUGAUUUCUAUAUAGCCAUGGAUGUGAUAUGCUCUACUUCAUCGAUAUUUAAUUUAGUUGCCAUUUCAAUAGACAGAUACAUCGCUGUGACGCAACCAAUAAAAUAUGCGAAGCACAAAAACAGUCGCCGCGUUUGCCUUACAAUACUAUUAGUGUGGGCGAUAUCGGCUGCCAUCGGUUCACCCAUAGUGCUCGGAUUGAAUAACACACCGAAUCGCGAGCCGGAUGUGUGCGCCUUCUAUAAUGCUGACUUUAUACUGUACUCAUCGCUAAGCAGCUUCUAUAUACCGUGCAUUAUCAUGGUAUUUCUCUACUGGAACAUAUUUAAGGCGUUGCGCAGUCGUGCACGGAAACAAAGGGCUGCCAGGAAGCCGCAUCUGUCGGAACUAACGGGCGGCAGCGUUAUCGAGAACAUUGCACAGACGAGGCGACUGGCGGAGACGGCACUCGAUAGCAGCCGGCAUGCCAGCCGCAUUAUGCCCGAUGAGCCGGCCACGAAUACGGCGAGUGGCUCGAAUGAGGAGGAGGACGAGAAUGCCAUAUCGCCCGAUAUCGAUGAUUGCCAUGUCAUCGUUAACGAUAAGUCCACGGAGUUUAUGCUUGCCACAGUCGUUGAGGAGACCGGCAACAGCGUUGUGGCACAGAUCACCACGCAGCCGCAGCUGGUUGUUGCCGAUCCGAAUGGUAAUCAUGAUUCUGGUUAUGCUGCAUCAAACGUUGACGAUGUCCUUGCAGGAGUGAGCGUUGGUGCCGCCGUUAGCAGCACAACGCCGCCCGACAGUCCAGUGCCCAGCGGCGCCACCUUGCAGCGCUCCAGUGUCAGCAGUCGCCGCAACACCGCCGAGGACUCGCCGAAGCGCGGCGAGCCAGCCCUAAGCAGCAGCGUUGCCAUGAAGCCAUUGUCCUUUGUGCGCUACGGUGUGCAGGAGGCCAUGACUUUGGCACGCAACGACUCCACGCUAUCGACCACAUCGAAAACGUCCUCGCGCAAGGAUAAGAAAAACUCGCAGGCGUCAAGAUUCACGAUAUACAAGGUGCACAAGGCCUCCAAAAAGAAACGCGAAAAAUCGUCAGCGAAAAAGGAACGCAAGGCCACCAAAACAUUGGCCAUCGUUUUGGGUGUCUUCCUCUUCUGCUGGCUGCCGUUCUUCACGUGCAACAUUAUGGACGCAAUGUGCGCCAAAUUCGAUAAAGACUGCCGGCCGGGUCUGACGGCCUUUAUGUUAACCACUUGGCUUGGCUAUAUCAAUAGUUUCGUCAAUCCCGUCAUCUAUACGAUAUUCAAUCCCGAAUUUCGCAAGGCAUUCAAAAAGAUAAUGCACAUGGGGUGAUUAUCAACUAGAGCAACAACAACAACAACAACAGCAGUAAAAACUAAACUGGAUUAAGAGAAAAUUGUACUCGAACUGUGCCAAAAACAAAUGCAAACAAAUGAAAUUGAACUCAAAACUCGAAACUCAAUUAGACUCAUAAGAUUGUUGGUUGGUCUCAAUCGACUUACUCGUAUAUACUCGUAAUCCACAUGCAAGAGAAUAUAUACACAUAUAUAUAUAUAUAUAUAUAUAUAUAUAUAUAUAUAUGGGGAGAAAAGAAUAUAACUAGCAAUAUAAGCAUGUAUACUUGACUUGUUUUGUGUAUAUAGCUUUGUAAAUAGCGCAUAAGAUUUAAUCUAAACCGUAUGUAACUAGAAAGUAUAUAGAUAUAUGUACUUGUGUAUGUUGAGCAUUAUAAUGAGCUGUAGGCUAGGCAACAAUUUUUAACAUUAACACUUAGGUAAUGUCUAAUUCUAGUUAAUUUCAUUGAGCUGUUAGCUAUAUAUAUUACGUAUACGCAAUGGUGGUAUACAACACAUACAAAUUUCUAGUAUUACAGUUACAGAGAGAUUCCCAUUCAAUGAUGUGAGAACAUUUUAGCGUGUAGAACAUUUGGCUUUCUCCCGGUGACGAGAUGCAAUUUAUUUAUAUUAUUAUGACAAUUUUGAUUAUUCUUAUUCUUAUUCUUAUUAUUAUAUGUAUAUGUAUGUAUGUUUGUACUUACUUCCGCACACAUAUCACACAUUCAGUUUUUUGAGAUACUCUUAUGGAUUUUUUGUGGCAUCUACACACUGAACUGCCCCCACGAAAAUGAAACCAAAUAACAAACAAAACCUAGUUUUAUAAACUGAAAAGCAAAUCCCACGAUGGCAUAGCAUAUCCUCUAGAAGCAAAAUACAAAAAUACAACUUUGAGAAUCCACGCCUCUCGCCCCCUCUUUUGAUACUUGCUGCAUUACGCGUAGUUCUAUCGAUAGUAUGAUGUCCUAAUAAUAAUAUACACUACAAUCAUACAUACGCAUAUCAAAGAGUUAGUUAGCAGAAGCAGAGACUUGAAGUCAGCGCCUCAAACACGAACUCACCGAAUCGCUAAGCCGAACUGCAUCUGUUAGAUACUUAGGAAUGCUUGAUCAAGAGUUGUACUCAAGAUUUAUAUGAAGUUUAUCUUCAUAUAGCAGACUUACUUGCGAGCAUAGUUUCAGUUCGAACUGCAAUUAUUAUCGCAGCAAGUCGAGUACAUUGCAAAAUUGCACAUACACACCCAACACACUCACACACACACGCACAACAAACACAGAAUCAAAUGAGCCCCACAAAUUGAAAGAAAUUACAUAAUUACGGCGCUGACUUUGAUUAUUCUCUGCUUGAAGCACACACUUUGGUUGGUAUAGACAAAAUACUAAGAGCUGCAUAUGGUAUGUGGUAUGUAUGAAUGUGGAGAACUAAAGAACGUUUCGUAAUAAAAUGUAAGCGCAUUUAAAACCUAGUCUAAGUUCUUAAAGUAUAUACACACAAUUAGUGAAUAUCGUUAGGUAAAACAAGUCCCAAACAACAAAACUGUGCACAAAGUGCGCAAACAAAACAUGAACUAAAAUACUCACUCAGUAUUUUUUGUGUGUUAAAUGCAAAAAGAAAUGAAGUGCGCUAGUGUGUGUGCACUCAAAUGAAGCUUCAAAAUGUACGAGUACUACAAGUCGGUACUGGAACUUAAAUAAUGUACACUAUAAGUUGCAUCAGGGUAUCUAAAGCGUAGGCUUACAAAUUACUAGAGGUGUAAGCAGCGUUCGCAUUCGUUUCACUUCGUGAAAUGAAACUAAACUUAAUAUAAAAGAACAAAAUUUAAAUUUAAUGAUAGAAUUGAAUCGGGAACCGAAAUAUUGUGUACGAUGCUGUCUUGAAUUCGCAUUAACUGAGGUGCUAAUAGAGAACUAGCUGAGUAUCGAUCACAAAGGACCUGGACGAUCACACAAUUACACACACAUACACUCUCUUCCAUCCACAAAUACACUGACAACAAUUGGGAGUUCAAAGGAAAUUUAGGAAUUGGAUUAUGAUUAACGAUGAGCCUUCAUUUCGAACUGCUUGGAGUAUGCCCCUUGCUCACAACCAAUGAAAUAAACAAAAUGGACGCGAAUUCGACAUCGGCAUCGUGUAAAUCGCACACACACACACACACACACUUAUACAUGCAUACACUAAGUCAAACACUCACAUAUACACAGAUUUUGGUCCCUGAUUUCAAUAACCGUCCUCUUCAUUGUUUCUAUGUGACAAAUAAUGUAAAAUGCAGUAUAUAACAGAAAUAUACUAUAAAGCAGAUACUGAAAUAAUACCAAUAUAUAAAUACUAAAUAAAUACUAAAUAAGCGUAAGUACUUAAAUACUUAGUUGUUGACUCUAGGCUAAGCGUGUUUCCAGCUCAAAACUGUGGAGCCCCCCGUAGGAGAAGCUCAACAAAUUUUUAUACUUUCCUAAACAAAAUCAAGAUGAAUCAACAACAAGAAGAAACCAAUUGAGAAUGUAGCAUUUUUUUGUGUAUUUUUUUUUUUAAAUCAUAGAAGAAAAAAAAAACGGUAAAUUCUUAAAUUCUUGAGAUUCUUCUAGGUGCAAUAAGUGUGCUAGGCCCUAAGACGUAAGUACGUAAGAUAUUGUGUAAUAUUCGAUGUGCGAUUAAGUAAAAUUAUAGAAUAAUCUAAAAAAGAAAUGAUAAAGAAAAAGAAAGCUGAAGAGACGGAGCA